Messenger RNA from Rana temporaria (common frog), 1589 nucleotides. Its product is annotated as synaptotagmin-1-like. The record is from RefSeq and is a predicted model, not a curated record. Gene Ontology annotation, biological process: regulation of dopamine secretion; cellular response to calcium ion; vesicle fusion. The transcript is spliced from 8 exons. Bases 167 to 1390 code for a protein of 407 amino acids. Gene Ontology annotation, cellular component: axon; synapse. Lineage: Eukaryota; Metazoa; Chordata; Amphibia; Anura; Ranidae. Gene Ontology annotation, molecular function: clathrin binding; calcium ion binding; calcium-dependent phospholipid binding.
AACUUGUUGAUCUUGUGUGCUACGCCACAAAGGUAGUGCAUAUGCCAUAUAGAGCUGACACAAGAACAUGUUCCUGGCUGGGUAUGCAAUAAUACACGGAAAGGUAUAAAGCUGAGCAUGGACCCAGAAAUGGCAUCAAAACAAUAAAUCGUGUGUCUGAAAUGGGAUGGACAGAGCCACUGGGACAAUGGGCCUCCAAUUACCUUCCUUCGAAAUUUUUCUGCCAUUUUCUGAUACUUCAAAAUAUUGCCUGCUGGCACUUGCCAUAGCAUUGUUCCUGAUUGCAAUGAUUGUUUUAGCGUUCAAGAUACACCAGUAUUAUAAAUAUAAAUCAUCUUCUAUUGUGAAAGAAAGAAAAAAAUUAAUGAAUGCCACAAGUGUUGCAAAGAAGACUGAAGGAAAUAUUUUAGUGAAAAGUUUAAGUCCGGGCUUCUUAGAGACAGCAAGGAAGGAGCAGGAUUCAAAGAUCCAACUCAUGCAGAAGGAAAUGGAAAAGCUGGAAGGACAUUUAACACCUUCCCCUCCAAGUACAGAAAGUUUGGACGACGUAUGCAGUGACUCUGAUCGUCCACGCGAGCCCAGAGGGAAGCUUAAGUUUUCUAUUAAUUUCAAUAAGAAGACCAUGACCUUGCUUCUCAGUGUUAUUGAAGCCACAGACUUACCGAGUUACAGCAGGGACCCUUUUGUCAGAAUAAGAGUCUUCUCCAAAAUAGAUGAGCCACAGUCUAAUGUCCAGUCUGUUAUUCAGGAAUGUGAAACAAGGGUGGUGAAAAACAGUAGAAAUCCAGUAUUUGAUGAGGACUUCACAUUGUCCCUUCAGAAUUACCAGCUGUCAAACACCAGCCUAAAAUUAGAGGUCAAAGAUUUUGACAAGUAUUCCAGGCACACGCUUAUUGGAGAAACAAGAGUGGCAUUAAACGAUCUGAAAGCAUCAGAAACCUUAGAAUUGUGUGAGGAUUUGCAAGAAAAAACAAAGGACAUUAUUGGAGAGGUUCUUAUCUCACUGAAAUGUCUACCCACUGCACAAAAGAUUGAAGUCGGGAUACUAAAAUUCAAAACCAGCUCACAGAACGUUAUUCAGGAAAGAGAUGUGUACGCCAGAAUAGACGUCUUCAGCAAUCAACAUAGGCAAAAGCACCAGAAAUCCAGUCUGCGAGCAAAGUCAAAGGUGACAGUUUUCAAUGAAACUUUCCUCUUCAGCCUUCCUGAUCCAGGGAAAACUCACUGUCUGGUCCUGAUCUCACUUUAUGAAACUGUAGCCAAUGGGAGGAAGCUGAUUGGACAAACUUCACUGGGUAACCAGAAGACCGCGUCAGGCCAUAACCAUUGGGACAUGAUGAUGCAGACUCUUCGCCAGCCUGUAGCUGACUGGCAUCCAUUGUAUAUUUGAAAAUUAGGAAGUUUAUAAAAUAGGAACUGUAUUGAAUUGUGUUGUUUUUGUUCUAAUGUGUAAUAGGAUAGACACAUUUAUUUUAUCCCAUUUUUUUGCCAUUUGUAGAUGUCUUUUUGUUACAUACUGCCUGCAGUAAUACAGUAAAAUGAUCUUGAAUAAAAAUAAGGGGAUUAGACAAAGGACAGCAAAAAAUACA